Molecule: messenger RNA, 4610 nt
Organism: Dendronephthya gigantea
Lineage: Eukaryota; Metazoa; Cnidaria; Anthozoa; Malacalcyonacea; Nephtheidae
Exons: 2
Coding region: 3249-4331 (360 amino acids)
Source: RefSeq, a predicted model, not a curated record
AAUGUUGGAGUUCAGACGGACAAUUGCUAGUAUAGCUGAUUUUAGUUUUACUAAAUGAGAAUGAAAACCUACGCAAAACCCCUCGCGCAGACCAGAAAUCACAUAGUUAACCUUAACUCAAUCUGAAUGACCAAGCAAUUGGUAAACGAGUAGAGAUGCUGGUGAACGAGGUAAACGAGUGAGGUAAACGAGUACGGUGCAGGGUCGACUGCGAAAGAUCUUACAACGCAUGCUGCUGAGACCUUAUACAAAAUCUUUCAUAACGUACUAGACAAAGUGCUAUGGUGACUAGUGUAAACGUUUACAUCUGAAGCAGUGGUGAGCGUGGUCGGGAUAGGGCCGGCGUCCAUCACGAGGUGCAGGCGGGUCGUGGUCGAUACGGCGAUGGAACUGGCCGCUACCAGGGACGUUGAAUACGUGGCGAAAUCUACAUCGUGACCGCGGAGAAAUGCACGCCUCUUGAUUCCACGAUACACUGCAAAAAAUCCUCGCGUAAAAAUUACUCAAAAUUUGAGUACGUAGUAAAUGUGUUCACAGUGACGCACAAUAUUUGAGUAACAUUACCGCAAUUUCUUGAGUAAAAUUUACUCAAAAUUUAAGUAAAAUGAACUGCGUUCACGGUGACACCUAAAACGUCCUUAAAAUGUGUAAUUUACUCAACUUGAGUAAAACAUAAGCUCUAUGCAAUAUAUUUGAGUAAAAUUGUGUAAAACAAACGUUUCACGCGGGGCAACGGAGUAAAAUGUUACUCAAGUUUUCUAGGAUCUGGUAUUCUUGGUUUGCCUAAUUCCUCUUUUGGGGUAGUAGAAACGAUAACAAGACGAGUGCGACUUCACCAAGUUCUUCUAUAUAAAAUACACACAAAAAAUAUAUGAGUGAACUUCAGACGUUCUUCCCUUCCAAGAGCAAAAUAGCGCAGGAUAUUCUUCCUUGAUUUCUUUAAUUGGUUUCUUUUCGUCACCAACUUUCGUCGAUCGGGGAAUGUCAACAGCAUUCGUCUGGCAAUUUUCGCCUUAUCUGGUGUCCGUUUAAGAAAUUCGCUCUUCAAAAAAUUGCUUGUGGAGAUUCAUGAAGAUUCAUCUUCACCUUAAGGAAAGGCCGGUUCCCAGAUCAAAUCACCUCUUUUGAUUUUCUUCAAUAAACUUCCUGGCGAUGUAGCACCCGUGGUUGCUGCAAUUAUUUUUAAUUUCUGUACUUGCAUUUCUGGGUUGUCUUUCAUUCUUCUUUCGUUACGAAAUUUGCGUAAAGCUGAGCAACCCAAGAAUCCUUAGAAGCGAAGUUGAGCAUUUUUUUACUAUUUAUAAGUAACAAAUCCCCUGGGCUCAAGAACAAAGGUUCAUAAAUUAGGUAACAAUUUUUCUUAAUUUAGUUUCACAUAUCUAUUUUAAUACCAAAAAUCCUUGGGCAAAACACCAUCUAUAUAGUUUUCCCGUUUUAGACGGGGAACUUCAUUAGUGUCAGUGACUGGACAGUUCUUGUUGGCACAAACUUCUGUCUCCUCACCGCCGUCUUCUUCUUUAAUGUUGGGUAAAAUUUCUAAUGUUCUGCUUGUUUUUUUCGGAGGAUUUUCUCCUUCUCUUACUUUUAGAAGACUUGCCCUUUAAGGAAAGAUUCCGUAGCUCCUCUUCAAGUUUUUUUCCCUGCUUUAGCUCAAGACGUAAAUUUCCGUAAAUAUGUAGCCACAAGAGGUGACAGGAAUAGUUGCCAAUUAUUUUAAAACAGUAAAAAAAGUUUGAAAAGCUAAUGGUCUACGGAUGCUAGAGUUUUAGAUACCCUGUCAGGAAGAUUGUUGAUACUAACUUCUACAAUCUUCUCUUCUUCUACAAUCUUCACCUUCUUUGCCAUAAAGUUCAUGCUGCAGGAAAGCCAAUAAUAUUUGGAAUACCAGUAGAAUAAUGAUGACAGAAUUCUGUAACAGAAUUUCUCCAGGUAGAUGGUUUGCCGACAUAAUAGUAGGAACAAAACCCACUAUAACAUGUAUAAGCUUCAGCAGAGAACCUAGUUUCAAGUUGAUUAGAAGAACCAGAGAAGAAAGAAGAAAGGCUCCUUACAACAGACAUUAUGUCUUUUACUAAAUAAUCGGAGCAAGUGUCAGCAAGAGAUUGAGGCGGUGGUUCAUCCAAAGAACAUAUACAAAGCUUUCCUAAACUGUAGAAACACCAUUGUAGAAACACCAUAUUGUACUUUCCUGCCAUAUUGCCAACACCAUCAUAAGAUUGCCCUCUGCAGUUGGCCAUUGACAAACCAAGGUCAGCUACAGCCUUCAGUAUCAUAUUCUUCAAUGCCGCUCCACUGGUUCCAGCUUCACAAUGGUAGAAACCAACAAACUCCUCUCGAAUCUGUUGAGUUGAGUCGACAAAUCGUAGGACUAAAGAGAGCUGCUCUUUGUUGGAGAUAUCAGCUGCCUCGUCUGCCACCACUGAGAACAGCAUACUUUCUACAAUUUCUGCUGAGAUUUUUGAGGUAAUGUAGCUGUCAACGGUGUUAUAAUCUUGUCUUUGAUCUGCCACAAUCGGUUCAUUAGGCCAAAAAUUGUGAUAAGAUAGGAUUACUUUCAAUGUUGCCAAUGUUGUAGGGGAAGGUGGGGUUGACUGUUUAAGGUCUAUCUUUAAUUUCGUCGAGAAUUUGCUUCACUCUUUUCUCUUGAAAAAAUAUUCAUAUUUACUUGCCUUAUCCAUUUCUUGGAAGAGUCGACGACUUACUACGCUUUUUGGUCGUACUCACUUGGAGUGUGUCUAAAAACCCCUUUGCGUCCCCAUUCUAGUCCUGUAAACAUCAACUAUAACGUGGCCUUUUCGAGUUUGUUACAAGGUUUGGAAAUUUUAAUUUGAAAAUUAAACGAGACUUACCUGUAAGUUUGAUUUGAAUUAUAUAACGUCAUCAGUGUGGAACGAAGGAGUAACAUGAGAAGCACGCGCUCUCUUUCCUAGCCAUAUUAUAAAGACAGCCAACUCGCUUAUUCUCACACGGAACGAGGAAGUAUCGGGAGGGACAAUCUCCACAAUUAAGGGAGGACAUGUUGUCACUACGGAGUACCAUGAGAAUUGAAAGAUGCGAAAUCAAAGUGAACCCGAACCAUCUCAGUGUUUGAUACACCGUCUUAAUAGUUUAUUAGCGACCUUAAGAUUAGACGACGGAUAAUAGACGACGGUUGUUACGGACUGGAUCUAGCCUUACCGUCGUCGUCUGAGGGCGGGAAAUUUAAGAUUAAAAAAUAAACAGACGACGGGGAAUUCACAAAAAUCGAAAUGACAACUUUCAAAAAGACCAGAAAAUUUUUAGUUGAAAGCUAUUUUGAUACCAUUAUCGACGACGAAGAGUUUGUGUUGUUGUAUGAUAGUAAUUUUUCCAAAAAUCCAGCGUUUCCUUACCAAGAAUACGGCAGAUUUUGUCUGGAAAAGUUGGAAAACACUGAAUGCGAAGCUGAGCUGCGAUUCAGAAAAAAUGAUAUACCUGAGCUUGCUGAAGCUCUUGGUAUACCUGAAUAUUUUAAAUGUCCUCAAGGAACGAAGGCAGAUGGUCUUGAAGGAUUAUGUGCUGUUCUGAAACGCUUUGCCUAUCCUUGCAGAUACUCGGACAUGAUACCACUGUUUGGCAGGGCAGUUCCUGAACUGAGCAUGAUCACAAAUGUAGUUGUAGACUACAUUUAUGAUCACCACGGCCACCGAGUUUCUCACUGGAAUGAAAUGCUUUUCAGCCCUGAUAAUCUAAAAGAUUAUGCUAGUUCUAUUUUUUUAAAAGGAGCUGCACUCAAUAACUGUGUUGGGUUUAUUGAUGGAACUGUCCGAGCAAUUUGUCGGCCAGGGAAACUGCAAAGAGCUGUCUACAAUGGUCACAAACGUGUCCAUGCUAUUAAAUUUCAAUCUGUUGCUCUGCCAAAUGGAAUGAUUGGUCAUUUGUAUGGACCUAUGGAGGGAAGAAGGCACGACUCUUUUAUGCUUGCACAAUCUGGUCUACUAAACCAACUUCAAACAUUUUGCUUUACUGAAGAAGGCCAACCUCUAUGUCUAUAUGGAGACCCAGCUUACCCAUUAAGGGUACACCUGCAGGCUCCAUUCAGAAAUGCUGUUUUAACUCAGCCGAUGAAAGAAUUCAACAAAUCUAUGAGCAAAGUUCGCAUAGCAGUUGAAUGGCUUUUUGGAGACAUCGUGAACUAUUUUAAAUUCAUGGAUUUUAAAAAGAAUUUAAAAAUUGGCCUGAGCUGUGUUGGGAAAAUGUAUAUUGUUUGUGCAAUACUACGCAAUGCAUUAACUUGCCUCUAUGGAAAUCAAACCUCAGAGUAUUUUGGUCUAAGCCCUCCCACUCUACAAGAGUAUUUUGGGAACUAUUGACUAAAGACAUUGUAGAUAAAACAUUUAUUGCACACUCUGUAAAGUACAGUACAAUAUUAAAACCAUAUAACCUUAAACGUUUAGUUAUCUCAAGACUUCAUAGAAUAACAAAACAAUGUUCACUGUUUUUUUUAAAUACUAUGUAAAAACUAACAGUUUUUAGAAACUAUAUUUCAAUAUAGUCCAAGCUAAAAUGGAAUAUGAACACUUUAUAUAUAUAAUAGUUUGUCAUAGCUUACUUUCUAUGGCUCAGCUGUGUUAACAAAGUCAGAAUAAGAU